Molecule: messenger RNA, 3910 nt
Organism: Dreissena polymorpha
Lineage: Eukaryota; Metazoa; Mollusca; Bivalvia; Myida; Dreissenidae
Product: mutS protein homolog 5-like
Exons: 28
Coding region: 119-3181 (1020 amino acids)
Biological process (GO): mismatch repair; chiasma assembly
Cellular component (GO): nucleus
Molecular function (GO): ATP-dependent DNA damage sensor activity; mismatched DNA binding; ATP binding
Source: RefSeq, a predicted model, not a curated record
CGUCAAAGGUCGGAAUUCCCAUUGAAACGAGGCGGACAUGAUACCAGACGAACCGUGACUUUGUGACCUCUGUGUAAAGAUGUUGGCAUAAUUUAAGCACAUUCCACUAGCCUUCACGAUGGAUGCAACUCCAGCUAAGCGUAGAUUUGCAGGACCCGAUGGGCAUGAGGUUCGAUCAUCAGACAGACCCGGUAGGCCUCAACACACUUCCACUAUGUCAAUGGAAGUCUCCACGCCCUACCUGUCUGUGACAACCAAUGGUCUUACCUCUACCAGUGAGCUGACCUCAAAUAGUGACAGGGCGUCGUCAAGCAGUGGUGUUCAGACUAUCAAUAGGAAAACAUUCACUACACCAAGUUCACGAGGCGUUGACAAGACUCAGAACAGAUCCAGGUCAACUGAAAAUGUUUUUGUUCGAGAAAAGCAGAAAGGGAAGUCUGGAUCAUCCUCGAAGGACACGCCAUCAUUCUUAAAUCAAGAAACUCCAUUGAUAUUGGCCACAGCAAAACAGGUUGGGUCAGCCAUUAUGACCUCCUGUAACACUGAAUCUAUUCGACAUCUACUUAACCCCUACUCUGAAUGCUUCAGUACUACAUCGUCCGAAUAUUUCCAGAAAAAUAAACCCUUUGCAUCGUCAACUCCGGUGUCAAGGUCAAGGACAAUGUUGAGUUCAAGGUCAACCACUGCGACCUCCAGUGCAAGUUCAGGCACUGAGGAGACAGAGGACAUGGAAGACAGCGAUGUUGCCCCUGUGAGGAGAGCGGCUGAGGUCAGCAAUGAAUCAGAAGAUUCACAGGUGUACAUGGGCCUUAUGUGGCACGGAGGCAGGCUGGGUGUGGCCUACUACGACCUUGAAACGACCUUGCUGCACGUGAUGAUGGACUCCCCAGAGGAUGAGGGCUUUAAACUCCUCAACAAGCGUUUGUGCAAUAUUCUGGAGGAAGUGAAACCAGGGGCCGUCAUAGUGAGUUCCAAACUAGAUCAGCGCAUGAUGAAAGUUCUGACUGCAUACGGGGAGGAGCAUGGUCUGGUGGGGGAGGACAGAGCCAGCCCCUUUAUUCAGCUCCUGCCCAGCAUUGAUUUCUCAGGUGAGCUGUGUAAGAAUCGGUUGUUGGCGCUCGACUUGCCGUAUAUACCCGAGCACUACACGUAUGAUGAGAGACUGCUGUACAUCACUUCUCUGAUUCCCCUUGACAAUGGCUGCAUGGUGCGGGCUACAGGUGGACUGAUACGGUACCUGGAGAAGAAAUGGGUGGGCAUAGAGCUAGAGGAGGCAGGGACCAAACUGCCAGUCCUGGACGUUAAGAUAUUCUCACUUGAUUCACAGAUGAUCCUUGAUGAGACAGCUUACAGCGCUCUACAGAUAUUCCAGAGAGAGUCUCAUCCCUCUGUGUACAAGCUGGGCACCAGUAAUGCUGGUAAAGAGGGCCUCAGUCUCUUUGGAAUCAUGAACAGAACCAAGUCACAGCUAGGCAGCAGGAUGCUGAGGACAUGGUUCCAGAGACCAUUGAAGGAUGCAAGGGAAAUCCAGUCGCGCCAUUCCACCAUUGCAUACCUCAUCAACCCUCGCAAUGUGGAGAAUGUGACGGCACUAGAAGAGGCUGUCAAGCACAUGAAAAACAUCACCAAGAUCCUGACUCGUAUGAGGACGUCCCAGGCCUCUGUGGGUGACUGGCAGGCUCUCUACAAGACAGUUUACAAUGCAACCAGUCUCAAAGAAGUGUGCAGAGUGCUAUCACAGUCUGUUCACAUAUUUAGAAAGAUCACCGAGACCUUCAGUGAUGACCUGCAUAGAAUCACCAACUACAUCAGCAAAAUAGUGGACUUUCCAGAAAGUUCUCUCCAGAGUAGGUUUGUGGUGAAGACAGGCGUGGAUGAACAGUUGGAUCACAAAAAGAGAAUAUUCAGCCAGCUUCCAGAAGUGAUGUCAAAAGUAGCUCAAGAAGAACUCAACAAACUGAAGGACUUUGUCACAGAAUGCUCUGUGUUAUACAUACCUCAAAUAGGCUACCUGUUGGCCAUCCCUGAGUCAGGCAUCACAGACCUCACCAAGCUUGGAGACAACUAUGGGAUAGAAGGACUUACCUUUGUGUUUUCCUCCAACAAUGUGUACAACUACAGAAGUCCAGCCACCAGAGACUUGGAUUCCAUGUUGGGGGAUACCAAGUGUGACAUCACAGACAUGGAGACUGCCAUCAUGUACCGCCUGCAGGACAUUGUGCUGGAACACUCCAGGGUCCUACUGGCCACACUGGACCUGGCAGCGGAACUGGACUGCCUGCUUGCCCUGGCAGCCUGUGCCCGUGAGUACAAGUAUGUCAGACCAACAAUUACCGAGGAAAAUGUCAUCGAGAUUGAGGGAGGCAGACACCCAAUACAGGAACUGUGUUGCAGCACAUUUGUGCCCAAUGACGUCCAGAGUAACUCUGAGUAUGGCAGGAUUAAGGUGCUCACUGGGCCCAAUGCGUGUGGCAAGUCUAUCUACUUGAAACAGGUGGCAUUGAUUGUGUUCAUGGCCCAGAUUGGCAGCUUUGUCCCUGCAGAGGAGGCCCAUAUUGGCCUGGUGGACCGGAUCUACACGCGCGUACGCUCGCUGGAGAGUGUCUCAGUUGGACUGUCCACCUUCAUGAUUGACAUCAACCAGAUGUCAGAAGCAUUGCGCAAUGCUGGAGAAAACUCCCUGUGUAUUGUGGACGAAUUCGGAAAGGGAACUGACAUGAUAGAUGGUCUGGCGAUUCUGUGUGCGAGCAUCAAGCACUGGGUAGGCCAGGGUACCUCGUGUCCCCAUGUGUUGGUCAGCACUCACUUCCACACCAUGAUACAGCGGCACCUCCUGCCCAGGUCACCACUUAUCAAGUACCUGACCCUGGAGACCCUAGAGAAUGGCGUGGAGCUGGUGUUCCUGUACCAGCUAGUGGAGGGUCAGACCAGCUUCAGCUACGCCUGUCACGUGGCUGCACAGGCUGGACUUCCUUCAGACAUUGUCAAGAGGGGCAUAGAGGUGUCAGAAUUGCUGCGUCAGUGUAAACCAGUCCAACGCGUAGACACGCUGGAUACAGACACACAGAACAAAAGGUGUGAAGCAAUCGUACAGCAGUUCUUGGCUCUGGACAUUGAGACUGCAGAUAUCAAGGCCUUCCUGUCACAGUGUGUGCUUCCUACAUUUGAAGGGAAACUAUGAGGACAUAGGUGGUAUACUCAAGAUUGUGGUGCCCAUUGAUGAUAGAAAACUGAGGACAUCGAUGGAAUUCUUAUGAAUGUGCUGCUGAUUAUUGAAUGGAAGCUGUGAUGAUUUUUUUUAUUCACAUACCUUUGUGGUCUUUCUUUUGUAUGUUUAAAGCGGAAGUGUUGUCUACAGGGACGCUGUGAGAGUCGUAGGUUUCUUUCUGCCUAAAUGAAGGAUUGCCCUUUGAAUUUCUUUAUGCCAUUUUUAUUGGAAAUAUUCUUUGGAGGACCAACGUUAUAAGAUGUUAGCGCUUUUUUUUUUCACUUUGUAAGUUGGAAAAUGAGGUUUAAUGUAUGUAAAGUGUUGUCCCAGUUUAGCUUAUGAAUUCUGCACAGGCUUAUCAGGGAUAACACUUUCUGCUUGUACAGAUUUUGUUGUUGAAAGGAAGUCUCUUCAAAACAAAAAUAAAGUCUCAAUUUAAAGUGUUGUCCCUGAUAAGCCUGGGUGUACUGCACAAGCCAAUCAGGGAUGACACUUUAUUCACAUGCAUUCAAACUCAUUUUUCCUGACCAAGGCACAUAUAUUUUAAUGAUGCAUUCUUGGUAAACUUGUUAAGGGUAUUCUGAUAAUAUUUGUCAGGUUUGCUUUAGGAUUGUGUGAUAUUGUGUGUUAUAUGGGAUGCUGUGUUUGUUUAAUGAUAUUGUUUGAUGCCGUUGUUUUCAAAAAUAUUAUUUACUUUGUGGA